AGCGCGGACUCGACUGGGCGCUUGUGAAUCUCCUCGCUUGGAGCUCAGACAGCAGGCAACACAGGCAGCUAGCACGGCAGAGGAACAGGCAUGUCGGAGGGGAAGAAGUCUAAGUCGAAACCGCCGCCCAUCCGUAUCGGAGGCUCUGAGUCGCAGGCCGCGGACUGCACUGAUGGUGGUUUCAUCUCCGGAGUGGGCAGCGUGGCAGAGAUAGACCAGCAGGUGCGGGCGGUGGAGGGGAUGGACGAACUGACGGAGGAGCAGCGGAAGAACCUGAUGGAUUUCCUGGAGCAGAAGAGAAAGAUCAUAAACCACGGAGAGCUGCGGGACCUCCACUUUGAAAGGCUGGACGAACUGGGGUUUGGGAAUGGAGGCGUGGUCUUGAAGGUGGAACACUCUCCAUCGGGUCUCGUCAUGGCUCGGAAGGUCAGGAAUAACUGUGACGGUGUGUGUGAGUGUGUGUGG
Molecule: messenger RNA, 465 nt
Organism: Geodia barretti
Lineage: Eukaryota; Metazoa; Porifera; Demospongiae; Tetractinellida; Geodiidae
Source: the annotation of a GenBank genome assembly